Molecule: messenger RNA, 396 nt
Organism: Peromyscus leucopus (white-footed mouse)
Lineage: Eukaryota; Metazoa; Chordata; Mammalia; Rodentia; Cricetidae
Product: cytosolic iron-sulfur assembly component 2A-like
Exons: 1
Coding region: 1-396 (131 amino acids)
Source: RefSeq, a predicted model, not a curated record
AUGGAGCGGGUGUCCAGACUGCUCUCCUGGACGCUGAGCAGGGUCCUACGGCUCUCAGGCUUUUCUGAGCAGCCCCGGAUCAUGGAAGAGAAAGCGCUAGAGGUUGAUUUGAUUCGAACUAUCCGGGACCCAGAAAAGCCCAAUACUUUAGAAGAACUGGAAGUAGUAACGGAGAGUUGUGUGGAGGUUCAGGAAGUCAAUGAAGAAGACUAUUUAGUUGUUUUGAAGUUCACACCAACAGUACCUCAUUGCUCUUUGGCAACUCCUAUUGGACUGUGCUUAAGAGGAAGGCUUCAGCGGUGUCUGCCAUUCAAACACAAGUUGGAAAUCUACAUUUCUGAAGGAACUCACUCGACAGAAGAAGACAUCAACAAGCAGAUAAAUGACAAAGAAUGA